Molecule: messenger RNA, 1476 nt
Organism: Zychaea mexicana
Lineage: Eukaryota; Fungi; Mucoromycota; Mucoromycetes; Mucorales; Lichtheimiaceae
Product: cytochrome P450
Exons: 6
Coding region: 1-1476 (491 amino acids)
Molecular function (GO): oxidoreductase activity, acting on paired donors, with incorporation or reduction of molecular oxygen; iron ion binding; monooxygenase activity
Source: RefSeq, a predicted model, not a curated record
AUGUCGUCGACUGUUCAACAACGUUCCAGCCCUGUCUCUCGCUAUGUCGGUGGCGCUGCUCUGGCAGGUAUCACCCUUCUUGCCGCAUACUAUCACGACCGCGCUAUCUUUGAUGAGAACCGUGAAGGCAUCACAACUCAAGCCGGCUGGCCUCUUGUCGGCAAUCUUCCCAUUCUCUUGCGAUACAAGGACCAGAUCCACGAUUUUCUAUUCGAGUCUUUCCAAUUACUCGAGGAACAGACCUUUCGUCGCAACUUUGAAAACUACAUCAAGGGUCCCGAGUUCCACGGUGCCAUGAACGAUCUCUUUGGUAACGGCAUCUUUAAUGCAAACGGUGCCGACUGGAAAUACCAGCGCAAGACAGCCAGCCACAUCUUCAACAUCAAGAACUUCCAAAACCAAUUCACCGAUGUUUUCCUCGAGGAGAUCGAGUACAUGUCCGAAAAGAUCUGGAACCCGGCCGUCGAAAAGAACGAGGUUGUCGAUUUCCACGAUAUCAUGUUCAAGUUCACCUUGGACUCCUUCAUCUUGCUUGGUUUUGGUGUCCAACUCAACGCGCUCGGUUCCAAAGAAAAAGUGCCAUUCGCUGCAGCAUUUGACGAGGCACAAAAGAACACGUUCCAACGCUUCGUCAACCCCAUCUGGCCUGUCACUGAAAAGAUCCAGAAGCUUUUGAUGCCAUGGAAGCCCAGCAUGAACGAACAUCUCAACGUAGUCGAUACUUUUGCACGUGAAGUUACUGAAAAGCGCCGCGAAGAAAUUGCCCGAGGCGAAGAAAAGAAAGAUUUGUUGUCACGUUUCAUGCAUGCACGCAAUGCUCAGGGCGAGCUCCUUAGCAACACCGAGUUGCGCGAUAUUGUAUUGAACUUUGUCAUUGCCGGUCGUGACACGACCGCCCAAGCAUUGAGCUGGACAUUCUAUUUACUCAUGAACCAUCCUCGCGUCGAAGAGAAGCUCUGUCAGGAAAUCAACGAGCAUAUGACUGACCAAGUCAUGAACGAUGCACCUGCUCUUUACGACGUUAUCAAAAACAUGAAAUACGCCCAUGCUGUCUUCUACGAAACACUCCGUCUGUACCCCUCCGUACCACUCAACCAAAAGUAUGCCCUGAACGAUGACAUCUGGCCCGACGGUACCCAUAUCCGCAAGGGCGACUACAUUCUGUGGAGUCCCUACAGUCAAGGACGCAUCGAACAAAACUGGGGUCCUACUGCUGGACAGUUCCGACCUGAACGUUGGCUUACACCCGACGGCGACCUUCGCCGUGAAUCUCAAGGCCAAUGGCCCGCGUUUCACGCCGGUCCGCGUGUGUGCUUGGGCCAGCACUUGGCAACCUUGGAAGCAAUCGUUGCAAUUACUUUCUUGCUCAAACGUUACAAGUUCAAGAUGGUUCCGGGACAGACUAUUGGCUAUCAGGUUUCUUUAACAUUACCUAUGAAGGAUGGUAUGAUGGUCACUGUUGAAAAGCGUUCCUAA